CAUCCAGGACUCACGCCCCAACCCGGCCAUGCCCAUGCUGCACGCCCUGGCGCGCCUCAUCUUCCCCAUCGCCUUUUCUUUCCUCCUCAUCAAGUUCGCCUUCAGGCUGGGGCAGAAGAAGCAGCGGGACCGGAUCUUUGGGGGCGCCAACCUGGAGAUGGUCAAGGCCAAAGACGCCCUCUUCUCCUUCAAGGACAUCGCCGGCAUUGACCAGGUCAAGGAGGAGAUCACCGAGAUCGUGCAGUUCCUUCGGGACCCAGCCCGCUUCCUGUCCCUGGGCGCGCGCUCCCCCGCCGGCAUGCUGCUGGUGGGGCCGCCAGGCACCGGCAAGACGCUGCUGGCAAAGGCGGUGGCGGGGGAGGCGGGGGUGCCCUUCUUUUCCAUUGCCGGCACCGAGUUCAUGGAGAUGUUUGUGGGGGUGGGCGCCUCGCGGGUGCGCGACAUCUUCAAGCAGGCCCGAGCCAACGCCCCCUGCAUCCUCUUCAUCGACGAGUUUGACGGCAUCGGGCAGGCCCGCUCCUACGGCGGCGGCGGCGGCGACGAAAACGUGCACACCAUCAACCAGCUGCUCACGGAGAUGGACGGGUUUGAGGACAACACAGGUAUCGUGGUCAUGGCCGCCACCAAUCGACCCUCGUCGCUGGACCAGGCCCUCACCCGCCCCGGCCGCUUUGACCGGAUCGUGCACAUGCCGCUGCCGAACGUGGAUGUGAGACGGCUGGCGCCGCGGGGCUGGGAUGCCUGA
Messenger RNA from Chlorella variabilis, 745 nucleotides. RefSeq lists its product as hypothetical. The record is from RefSeq and is a predicted model, not a curated record. Bases 29 to 745 code for a protein of 238 amino acids. Gene Ontology annotation, biological process: proteolysis. Lineage: Eukaryota; Viridiplantae; Chlorophyta; Trebouxiophyceae; Chlorellales; Chlorellaceae. Gene Ontology annotation, molecular function: ATP hydrolysis activity; ATP-dependent peptidase activity; ATP binding. Gene Ontology annotation, cellular component: chloroplast thylakoid. The transcript has 10 exons.